AUGGUCGAGAAGGUAUAUGUGCGCGCCUUCCAGCACCUUCCAGCGCCUUCCAACACCUUCCAGCGCCUUCCAAAGUCUUCUAGCACCUCCCAGCUCUUUCCAGCACCUUCCUACGCCUUCCAGCACCUUCCAGCACCUUCCUACGCCUUCCAGCACCUUCCAGUGCUUUCCAGCACCUUCCUACGCCUUCCAGCACCUUCCAGCACCUUCCAGAACCUUCCAGUACCUUUCAGCACCUUCCAGCACCUUCCCGCGCUUUCCAGCACCUUUCAGCACCUUCCAGCACCUUUCAGCACCUUCCAGACCCUUUCAGCACCUUCCAGCGCCUUCCAGCUGAGUCUGCGGCCGCUGUCGAAGGGGCGUCCAGUUUCCAGGAGACUGGAGGGCAUGUCACGGCUCACCCGGCACCAGACACCUCGCCUCGCGGGGGAUAUUGUCACCUGA
Messenger RNA from Procambarus clarkii (red swamp crayfish), 444 nucleotides. Lineage: Eukaryota; Metazoa; Arthropoda; Malacostraca; Decapoda; Cambaridae. The record is from RefSeq and is a predicted model, not a curated record.